UAUUCGAAUAUAUUUUUGAAACAGAUAAGGUAAACGAGUUAAAUUGCUUUAAAUAAAUUGAAGGUAUGAAAACCUAUUUUCCGGCAUUAUUACUUUAGAAUUCAUCAAGAUGUAUAGAGGAUUAAAUAUCGUAUUUUUAUUGGCUAUAUUACAUACUUUACGAGAUGCAUCAAGCAGUUUAAAUAAUGAUGGUAAAAUUGCUGGUGGUUACGUUACCAAUAUCAGAUACUUGCCCCAUGAAGUAUUCAUUCUUAGUGAGAAUGACGAUAGUACCUUUCAAUGUGGAGGUUCAAUACUUAAUGAAGAAUUUAUCUUAACAACCGCCCAGUGUGUAGUGGGAUAUGAUGUGGUUAAAAUGAGAGCUGGAGUAACAGAUCUUAGACAAUCGCAAGAAGAAAAACCAUUUGUUACAGCUAAUUCAACUAUACCAAAUCCCAACUAUAAUGAAACUACACAUGACUUCAAUGUAGCCAUUAUUCAAUUAGAUGAAAAAUUGAGUCUUGAUGGUAAAACCACGAAAGCCAUAACUUUAGUGGACAGUGGUACUGAUAUUUCCGAUGGUACUGAAAUAACAAUAUCUGGAUGGGGGGCUACAUCUGAAAAUGGAAAUUAUAGUGAAGAAAUAAGAAUAGUUCAAGUAAAGGUGGUAUCACAAACGGAAUGUAAAAAGACAUAUUCUUCUCUUACAGAAAAUAUGUUUUGCGCUGGUGAUUCAGACGAUGUCAAAGGUUUUUGUGAGGGUGACUACGGGAGUCCAGCAAUUAUUUAUAGUUCAAAGAUACAAGUUGGUAUCGCUUCCCAUACAAUGAGUUGCGGCCGCCAAGGUGAACCCGGUGUAUAUGUGGAUUUAUCAAAGGAGGCUGUAAGGAAAUGGAUUACUGAUGUAACUGGUAUUUAAAAAUAUGAAGAACUACUAGAUUCUCGUUUCAUAUUGCUGGUUUUAUUAAUAAUUACUUGAAUGUUUGGUUUUGGAUUUUAAAUAAAUAUAAUAUGCCAUUGGAAA
This is a messenger RNA of Leptidea sinapis, 1003 nucleotides long. RefSeq names its product trypsin 3A1-like. Gene Ontology annotation, molecular function: serine-type endopeptidase activity. Gene Ontology annotation, biological process: proteolysis. The transcript has 6 exons. The record is from RefSeq and is a predicted model, not a curated record. NCBI's taxonomy places the organism in Eukaryota, Metazoa, Arthropoda, Insecta, Lepidoptera, Pieridae. Bases 110 to 898 code for a protein of 262 amino acids.